CCUCCUUAGUCCCGGCUUAAGCCCCGCCCACUCGUCCCUGCCACGCCCCCUUCUCUCCCAGGUCCUUUUGUCAGGUACGAUCAGGGGUCCUCGGACGCCUGGGUUUUCUUUCAGUAGGGCUGAAGAAGGUUCGAGGGCUUCGGAAUGAGAGUCCUGCGGCGGGCAGGAGGCGGGGAGAGAAGGCUCAGCCCCGGCAGGAUUUGGAUGAGAAAGUUCCUGGCUUGACGUCCCCACUUUUAAUGCACUCCAUCCUUUAGAACGGUCCAAGGCCAUAGAUGUCCCUCUGUGGGACACAGGACAGCAUGGCUGAAGCUGUCCAUUAUAUUCACCUUCAGAACUUCAGCAAGUCCCUUCUGGAGACCUUGAACGGGCAGCGCCUUGGCGGGCAUUUCUGUGAUGUAACAGUGCACAUCCAGGAAGCCACACUGCGUGCUCACCGCUGUGUAUUGGCAGCAGGCAGCCCUUUCUUCCAUGACAAGCUGCUGCUGGGCUACUCAGAAAUCGAGGUGCCACCGGUGGUUCCCAGCCAGGUGGUGCGCCAACUGGUGGAGUUCAUGUAUAGCGGCUCACUGGUGGUUGCCCAGUCAGAAGCCCUGCAGAUCCUCACGGCGGCCUCCAUCCUGCAGAUCAAGACGGUCAUUGACGAAUGCACUCAGAUCAUCUCUCAGAGCCGCAGCCCCAAACCUCCCACUGCCCCUCCGCCUGUUUCCCUUACCCUUCCCAGGGUUCUCCCCACCAAGGCCCAAGAGCAAGGAUCCAAAGAAGUUGUCGGCAGUGUCUCCCGGCCGGGCGAUCUUGAAACUGCUCACCUGGACCCUCCCAAACUGCUUUGUGCCUCAGAGGUGCGGUAUAAGCUGCGUGAUCUGCUCUCUUCACAGCACAGGGAGGCUCGGAUAGCCCCCUGUGAGGGGGGCAUCGGUGAUGGGGAGACAGGGGGCCCUUUCCUUCACCCUGCUGAUGCCACGCCCAGCUGCCACAGUCGCAAGCAACGCCAGCCAGUGAGGCUUCAGCUCUCUGAGACGAUGCCUGUCAUCAUCAAGGAUGAGGAGGAAGGCAAUAGGGAAAACAGGGAAGUCGUGGAGGCUGCAGAAAGGGAGGCCAAGCUGAGCUGUUUUGCUGAGUGCAGUGGAAGUGCAGACUUUCCUCCUAGCUUUCCUGACGAAGCGGAGGCAAAGGAUUCUGGGAACACCAGUGGGGCCAGCCAGAAAGAGAGCAUCCAUUUGGAUUACGCCACCGCCGAGGGCCAGGAUUUCUUUGGGAACCAGGAUGUAUUUUCAGAGUCUUUCAUCCCAUCCUGGCAGGGGGAGGAAAGUGGCGAAGAGACGGCGGCUGCUGCCACCACUCGCAACCGGGAGAAGUUCCACUCGGACUGCAGCUUGGAGGCUUCCAACCUGAGAAGCUUGGCGGGAGGGUUCAAGGCGGACUUGGGCAGCCCCUCUUCAUCCUUUCCACCACGCAGCAAUAGUGGCGGGGGGCUGACCUUUGUCUCCUCACUGGGUAUCCAGAGAGAGCUCAAGGCGGAGGUCAGCGGGACCAACACGGCAACCAGCACCACCAGCAUCUUUCAGUUCCAUGUGCCGCAGCCGGGCGGGGUGGCCCAGAGCUUCUACAGCAUGCCACAGCCGCCAGAAGCAGGGGCCAGCAACAUGGUGCAGCUCAGCCCCAGCGCUGUGGUGACAGGCAGCUUGCAUGGCGGGGAGCAGCCGAGUCAACAGCCUGGCCCCUCACGCUGUUCUGAGCCAUCUUACCAAUGUAGCCAUUGUCAAAAGACCUUCAGCUCCCGAAAAAACUACACCAAGCAUAUGUUCAUCCAUUCAGGUGAGAAGCCUCAUCAGUGCAGCAUCUGCUGGCGUUCCUUCUCCCUGCGGGAUUACCUGCUCAAGCACAUGGUGACCCACACUGGGGUGCGGGCUUUCCAGUGCUCUAUCUGCUGCAAGCGCUUCACCCAAAAGAGUUCUCUCAAUGUCCACAUGCGCACCCACCGCCCUGAACGCUUCCAGUGCUGCAUCUGCAACAAAUACUUCUCCCAUCGCACCUUGCUGGAACGCCACAUGACCACCCACACGGCCUGGAAAGGGGGCCAGCAUGAGGCCCCGGGGGCCAUCGCCGCUGCAUCAGCCACCACGGCGGAUUGGAAGGAGAAACCCAGCCUUGCCGCUGCUACCUCUGCUGCCGAGAGCACCAUCGCCACCACCGCCACAGCGUGGAAAACAGGAGAGCCAUCGACCGAGGGUGCCAUCAGUGCUUGGAAAGCGGGAGAUCCUGCCUCUGGAGAAAGUGGCCUGGUGGCUUGGAAGGGGGAGGCAGGAGGGGAAGGGCCUGUUGCAACCUGGAAAGGGGAUCCGGCUUCAGAGGCCCCCAUGCAGCCUCAUACAGCAUAGGGCAUCUAGGCACGGGUGCAACGCUCUAGGAGCUUACUUUGUCCACUCUAUGGUGCUGCUCACCAAAGUGGCCUCGCAUCAAGGCUUUGAAUUCUGAGAGGCGUCCUCUCCAGCGAGAUUUCCACACUUGUAGAGCAGCUCAUGGGGGAGGGCACCAUGUAUGCUAGGUAAGCAGUAGGUUCUAAAGCAGAAACUGGACAGGCCACAUACGUGGGCUGUGGAGCUCACCAUCGGGGGACAUGCCUGGGGUUGGGGAUGCUGUGAUAGUCAUGGCACUGUUGUCAGCUCAACCCUAGCCUGCCUGUAGCUCAGUGAUAGAGCGCAAGCUUUCAGUGGAAAGGGCCAUAAGUUCAGUCCCUGUUAUCUGCAGUUAAAGAACCGUAGUUGGCAGGACUCAGAAAGGCUCUCAGCCUGAGAUCUAGAAGAGCUUUAUGCCAUCAAGAUAGACAAUACUCAACUAGUUGGACAAAUGGUCUGACCGAGCUUAUUAAGACAGCAAAGGAGUUGCUAAAGCAAGUUAGCUUUAAUAUGCCAGUGUCUCUAUGUCAGCACCAAACAUACUGUUGUUUUGAUGGCCUUCUGGGAUUCCCAGAGUCUUUUGGCCAGUCAUUUUGGGAAUUCAGAUGUAGGUGCUAACACCCCCUGUUUUCUGGGGUGACUACUCACAUACUGUAAUCCUCCAGGCAGGGUGAGGUUCUGGGAGAAGUGGUCGAAAAACUGCUUUCCACUUCAAGAUGAUGGGGUGGGUCCUUCUCAGAGUAACUCCAGCCUCCUUGCCAACUGUUUUUCCAAGCUCUGAGUUGGACUGGUGCUCCGAUCUAGCAGAGCUGCUGUUAAUGCUUUGUGGCAAUAAACAGGAAACACAAACUCUGCUGCCUUAAAAAAAAAAGCAAAUAUCCAUUGGGCAGACUGGAGCAUAGCAGCCUUCCUCAGACUGCAGCCUUCAGGGGUGUUGGGUUACAACCACCAUCAUCCUCAGCCAGCAUAGCCUGGUGUGGGUGAUGGUGGAGGCAGUUGAAGAUACCCUGGGUGGUCCUGGUUGCUGGGAGGCUGGCUUCUGGUUUUCCAAUUGGAUUCCACGAAUAUAUUUAAAGAAACCAAUCCUGUUCUCAGCCUUUUCUCUCUUGAAAAUAAACCAGUGUGUACAGUGGUGCCUUGCAAGACGAGCGCUUCGUAUAACAACGAAAUUGCAUCACGAAGUUUUUGCGAUCGCAAAACGAUGUUUCCUAUGGGCUUGCUUCGCAUUGUGAUGAUCGGUU
This is a messenger RNA of Pogona vitticeps (central bearded dragon), 3640 nucleotides long. It is a transcript of the gene ZBTB45, whose product is annotated as zinc finger and BTB domain containing 45. Gene Ontology annotation, molecular function: DNA-binding transcription factor activity, RNA polymerase II-specific; protein binding; RNA polymerase II cis-regulatory region sequence-specific DNA binding. Gene Ontology annotation, biological process: regulation of transcription by RNA polymerase II. NCBI's taxonomy places the organism in Eukaryota, Metazoa, Chordata, Lepidosauria, Squamata, Agamidae. The record is from RefSeq and is a predicted model, not a curated record.